AUGAGGUCAGAAAUGCGACAAUUUACUUAUUCUGGCAUCCUCAAGAUCACCGAUAAUUUACAGAGAACACUGGGGAAAGGUGGAUUUGGAACAGUCUACCAUUGCUACAUGGAUGGCACUGAAGUGGCUGUUAAGAUGCUUUCUCCAUCAUCAGCUCAAGGGUAUCGGGAAUUUGAAGCAGAGGUUAAGCUUCUGACUAGAGUUCAUCAUCGAAAUUUGAUGACCUUUUUUGGGUACUGCCAUGAAGAAGCACACAUGGGGCUCAUUUAUGAGUUCAUGGCCUGUGGAAACUUGCAAGAUAGAAACACUAACACCCCAAUCAGCUGGGAUGACAGACUCCGAAUACAACUCGAAGCAGCACAAGGACUAGAGUAUCUGCACAAUGGUUGUAGGCCACCAAUAAUCCACAGAGAUGUGAAGCCUACAAAUAUAUUGUUGAAUGAGAAUUUGCAAGCCAAACUGGCCGACUUUGGUCUAUUCAAAGUAUUACCCAGCACCGAUGGUGCUUCUCACGUGUCCACCAUUGUUGCUGGAACUUUUGGGUACCUCGAUCCUGAGUACAACACAUCAAACAGGUUAACGGAGAAAAGUGACAUCUACAGUUUUGGAGUUGUUAUGCUGGAGAUAAUCACAGGCCGACCUGUGAUAGCAAGAAAUCCUGAGAAGACUCACGUGAGUACAUGGGUGAGUUUCAUGCUUGCUAAAGGUGAUAUAAAAAACAUUGUUGAUCCGAGGUUGCGGGGAGAUUUCCACGUUGGCUCUGCCUGGAAAGCUGUUGAAAUAGCAAUGAAUUAUGUAUCCCCAACAUCUGCUAGAAGGCCUGUCAUGAGUCAGGUGGCAACGGGACUAACAGAAUGUGUGUCCAUAGCUGGGACGGAGGGCUGGAUUCAAUUCCAUUAA
This is a messenger RNA of Carya illinoinensis, 900 nucleotides long. RefSeq names its product probable LRR receptor-like protein kinase At1g51890. Gene Ontology annotation, molecular function: ATP binding; protein kinase activity. NCBI's taxonomy places the organism in Eukaryota, Viridiplantae, Streptophyta, Magnoliopsida, Fagales, Juglandaceae. The coding region runs from base 1 to 900 and encodes 299 amino acids. The record is from RefSeq and is a predicted model, not a curated record. The transcript has 6 exons. Gene Ontology annotation, biological process: protein phosphorylation.